AUGGCUGUGGUAUCUCUGUUGUCCCCAGGCUCAGCCGGCUUUGCAUCCCUGCGGCUGGUGGGCGGAGGGAGCCGGUGCGACGGACGAGUGGAGAUCUUCCAGCAUGGGAUGUGGGGCAGAGUUCUGGAUGACGAGUGGGACAUGCAGGAGGCCAGUGUGGUGUGCCGGCAGCUGCGGUGCGGAGAGGCAGGGACAGCCUACAACCCCCCAAAGCCUGAGCGAGGGACGGGCCCCGUGGGGCUGCGAGGGGUCCGGUGCGCAGGGCACGAGGCCAACCUGGCCCUCUGCAACACCUCCCUGCCUGAGAGUGCACUGGCAGCAGGGGUUGCGGAAGACGUGGGAGUCAUUUGCUGGGGGAGCCGGUGGGUCCGGCUGGUGAGCGGGACCGGGCGCUGUGCUGGGAGAGUGGAGCUGUACUACCAGGGCACCUGGGGGACUGUGUGUGACGAUGGCUGGGACCUGUCUGAUGCCGCCGUCGUUUGCCACCAGCUGGGCUGUGGAGGGGCGGUGGAGGCGGCUGGCUCUGCUCGGUUUGGGGAAGGCUCCGGCCAGAUCUGGCUGGAUGGCGUGAACUGCUCUGGGGCUGAAGCUGCUCUCUGGGACUGCCCUGCCGGGCCCUGGGGGCAGCACGACUGCGGGCACAAAGAGGACGCGGGAGUCAUCUGCUCAGAGUUCGUGGCCCUGAGGCUGGAGAACAGCGACGGCUGCUCUGGGCGCCUGCAGGUUUUCUACAACGGGACAUGGGGGAGCAUUUGCUCCAACUCGAUGACUCUUGACACGGUGUCGCUGGCAUGCCAGGAGCUGGGCUGCGGGGAUGGAGGAUCCCUGGAAACACGCCUGCCCUACGGCAGGGUGUCUGGCCCUGCCUGGCUGGAUAACGUGCAGUGUGGGGAGAAAACCAGCUCCUUCUGGCAGUGUCCCUCCACUCCCUGGAACCCGCAGUCAUGUGAAGACCUGCGAGAUGAGACCCACAUCACCUGCAAUGAUCCCACUCGAGGCCGUCUGACUGGCAGCGGGAGAGUCUCAGUGCCCGUCAUCAUCUGCAUCAUCCUGGGGGCCCUUCUCUGCCUGCUCCUGGCCCUCCUGGCCGGGCAAGUGCUAAGCACCAGGACUGGGCGCAGAGGCUCCAGGAGAGCUCAGGAGCUCUUCCCCGAGGCCGUGUACGAGGAGAUCGGUUACAGCCCAGCGUGGGAGAAGCAGGCGAGGUUUGGUCGCUCAGGGGCCAGCCUGCGCUCCCGGACAAGUGUCGGGGUCCCCAGAGCUGAAGGAGACACCUUGUCCCUGUCCCUGGCGAGCAUGGGCUAUGAUGAUGCUGAAGAGGUGUCUCUGGCACAUCCCCGUGAGGACACAAAGGCUGUGACAGUGGAGCUCUGUGCACAACAGUCCCUGAGCCCCAGGCCAGGAGAGCCCAUCCCUGCUGUGCAGCUGGGUGCAGCCGGGACGGAGGAGAGGUCUGUGCAGCUGGGAGAGCUGUGA
Molecule: messenger RNA, 1476 nt
Organism: Gymnogyps californianus (California condor)
Lineage: Eukaryota; Metazoa; Chordata; Aves; Accipitriformes; Cathartidae
Product: antigen WC1.1-like
Exons: 6
Coding region: 1-1476 (491 amino acids)
Cellular component (GO): membrane
Source: RefSeq, a predicted model, not a curated record